Molecule: messenger RNA, 2886 nt
Organism: Anopheles darlingi
Lineage: Eukaryota; Metazoa; Arthropoda; Insecta; Diptera; Culicidae
Gene: mmy
Product: UDP-N-acetylhexosamine pyrophosphorylase-like protein 1
Exons: 1
Coding region: 543-2012 (489 amino acids)
Biological process (GO): UDP-N-acetylglucosamine biosynthetic process
Molecular function (GO): UDP-N-acetylglucosamine diphosphorylase activity
Source: RefSeq, a predicted model, not a curated record
CAGCGUGUCACGGCACAAGAUAAGGGAUCUAGCGUUAUAGCGCCUGCCAGCUCCCCGCCUCCAAAACCUGUGUGAUUCAGGUUUUGACAAAAAUUCAACAAACGAGUCCCAUUCAAGGUCCGGUUUGGAAGAGGUGCAUUACGCAAGAGAAAAACGGCCACGAAGUGCUUUUAUCAACGUUUUGUUUACAUGGAAAACGGUUCUCCUCCUGCGUUAGUCUGUCAUCUGAUUCCGGCUAAGCGCGCGUUUAGUGAGUUAGAAAGUGGUUACCCUUUUUUACGACGUUACGCGACGAGAACUCCCACUUGGUGGUCGUGACGCGGAAAAGCGCAAAACGCGGAACCGGCCAACCGCCCAGCCAGCGCUGUAACAAAAGAACGAGAUCACGAACGCGAAUGGAACGUUGGUUUUGGGAGGGGCAGCAGCUGCAGCAGUGAAGGCUGCUUCGAUCGCAGCAACAACUUUCAUUUUAACGGUCCACUGUGAACAGAACGGACGCAAGUUCCGAAUAGUCCGCGUUGUCGUUGUUAAAGGGAAACAAUAUGAGUGAUCAACAGUACAGUGCGCUCGCCAAGGAGCUAUCUCAGUGGCACCAGGAGCAUCUACUGACCUUUUGGAAGGAGCUGACCGAGGACGAGCGCAAUGGGCUGGUGGAUUCAAUUUCUUCAAGCAUGGAUUGUGCCACGUUGGACGAGGCGUUCAAACGCGCCAUGGCAACCGACACGUCGGCGAAGGAAGACUUGAAUGAAUGGUUGAGACCGCUGGCCAAGGAUAUGUUGCUUUCGGUGGACGACACGACGGAUGCAGAGCUGCAGGACUUCCGGCAGCUUGGAUUGGAACAGAUUCGCUUGGGUAAGGUGGGUGUGAUAUUGUUGGCUGGUGGUCAAGGUACGCGGCUCGGUUCAACGGCCCCCAAAGGCACGUACAACAUGGGAUUACCUUCCGGAAAAUCGCUUUUUCAACUUCAAGCCGAACGCAUCCGCCGACUGCAACAGCUGGCCGGAGAGGGUGCACGCAUUCGGUGGUAUAUUAUGACCAGUGAGCAUACGCACACCGAGACACUCGAAUACUUUAGACUGAACCGUUACUUCGGGCUCCCGGCGGAGCAGAUUCGUAUGUUCCGGCAGCGAAGUGUACCGUGCGUGGAUUUCGAGGGGCGUAUUAUAAUGGACCAAAAAUGGAAAUUAGCUACCGCACCCGACGGCAACGGUGGCAUUUAUCGUGCGCUGAAAGAUGAAGGAAUUUUGGACGAACUGCAGAGGGAGGGAGUACGGUAUCUGCAUGCUCACAGCGUCGACAAUAUACUGAUCAAGGUGGCAGAUCCGGUUUUCAUAGGCUACUGCAUUCGCAAGGAGGCUGACUGUGGAGUAAAGGUGAUAGAAAAGAUCAAACCCGACGAAGCAAUCGGUGUACUGUGUGAGGUCAAGGGAAAGUAUCAGGUCGUCGAAUACAGCGAGCUAUCGAACGAGUCGGCCAAUCGACGGAAUCCCGAUGGAAAGCUAACGUUCAAUGCGGGCAAUAUAUGCAAUCACUUUUUCACGACGGAAUUCCUGCGCCGCAUCGCCGAAACGGUACUGCCGUUGCACGUGGCAAAGAAGAAGAUCCCUUUCAUCGACACCGCUGACGCUGAAGCAACGAGAGGCCAAAGCAUAAAACCCGGCAAACCGAAUGGCAUAAAGAUGGAAAAAUUCAUCUUCGAUGUGUUUCCGCUGGCGGAACGAUUCGUCGCACUUGAGGGUCGACGGGAGGAGGAGUUCAGUGCGCUUAAAAAUGCCGAUUCCGUUGGAUUCGAUUGUCCAUCGAGCGUGCGUAACGAUAUUUAUCGGCUGCACCGGAAGUGGCUGCUCAAUGCCGGGGCACUGGAAGUUACUCAGUCCGAUAAUGCCAGUGAUUGCGAAAUAUCACCGCUCCUAUCAUACGCCGGUGAAGCACUAGAGAAAAUUACAGCCAGUAAAAGCUUUCACUGUCCCGUCCAUCUUAUGGCUGAUGAUGAGGAACAACAGAACAAGUAGGCGGCGGUGAUUGGGGCUAGCUUACGUGCAUGUUGCCGACCCACUUCAUACACUACAACACACAUCACAUAAAUGCCGGGUUAAUCGCCUUUAUUAUCAGCCGCCCGGGGGUGAUCGUGGCGAGCACUUGAAACGCUAUCACGCUAUUCGUCACCGUCGAGCCGAGGGAGGAAGUGCAUCUCUGUGUGCAUCAACGCGCGGCUGAUUGACCUACUAUUGAUCUACUCAAAUCAAAAAAUGAAUCUAUCCCAGCCCUGCCUCCUCUACUACGCUUUGCCUUUGUUUAGUGCGCUUAUCGUACACAUCACAGCACAAAGCCGGACACGCCGGUGUGCGCAAUAUACGCAAGGAUUAAGAAGAUUGUGUGUAUCUCAAAACUCGAUUAUUAUUUUUUAAUCAUUCGCCUUCUUCGUUCUUUAUCUUACUGUCUGUUCUUUUUUUUUUUAAAUGAAUUACAUUGACGCGCCUACUUUAGAAAAUUGCAAUAAGGAGAGAACGGAAAGCGUUAUUAUCUCAACAUUGUAGUGCAAUUCCUAGACCAAGCUCAGUGAGCAAAAAAGAACAAUAUUUUAACAGUUCCACACAUUCCCAUCACAAUCAGACGUUGAAAAGAGAUUUGAUAGAGCACUGUUUUCACGAUUACAUGUUGGCAAAAGUGUGCCCAACUCUACAACAGUGACAGUUAGCUAGCGCUCGUACUCUUACGAACGGAGAAUUGCAUGUUUAUAAUCCGUUGCAAUAUCGUGGUUCUGAUAACCGAUGUUAUAUUCUUCUAUGAGAGGGCAAUUUUAUUUCUUUACGUUCUGUUUUAUCUGUUGUCUAUUGUUGCUUUUUGAAAAUAAAUCUUUUAGAAACGAAAUGUUUUACCAAUCUA